Messenger RNA from Nerophis ophidion (straightnose pipefish), 2829 nucleotides. Its product is annotated as heparan sulfate glucosamine 3-O-sulfotransferase 6-like. The transcript is spliced from 11 exons. Bases 1382 to 2428 code for a protein of 348 amino acids. The record is from RefSeq and is a predicted model, not a curated record. Gene Ontology annotation, molecular function: [heparan sulfate]-glucosamine 3-sulfotransferase activity. Lineage: Eukaryota; Metazoa; Chordata; Actinopteri; Syngnathiformes; Syngnathidae.
AGGACACGUGACUUCCUGGCAGUCAUUACAGACGUGCACAGAACCAGGUUGUGUCCUUGUGUCUGUACAACUAAAACAUCUCCCUUCUCAGGUCGAUUACACAUGCUUAGUGUUACCGCCCGGUCCAACUCGUGACCUCACGAGUGACACUUCCCCUGUCAUCAUUUUCAAAAUGGAGGAGGCUGAUUUCAUAACCGAGCCAAGUUUUGAACCUCUGCUGAGAGCGCCUUUCGUUUGGACCGGACAUGGCGUGAAGGAACGCCUCAGGAUCCCCCGGGAAGAGCUGGACCUAGUGGCUGGGGAGAGGAAAGUCUGGGCUUCCCUGCUUAGGCUGCUGCCCCCGCGACCCGACCUCUGAUAAGCGGAAGAGGAUGGAUGGAUGGAUGUCCAAGUUAUUGCAAAUGUGCAGCCCUCAGUGGAAAAAGUUUGGACACCCCUGACUUAAAUGAUCUCUGGCUUUCUCGGACGUGUUUUAUAACACUUCUUUUUCCAUCGCAUUUUGUCCACCAAACGAUUAACGUUGUGCGUGAAUGCACAAAGGUCUUGGAUACAAGUUUGUUCAUUUUCUUUUUGUUGGGAACUCGCAUUGGCUCAGGUAUUUGUGACCCCAAGAUGCAGGAACCAGGAAAACGACUAUCAGGCCAGCUCCAACAAUCCUCUCAACAUGACCGAAAGAGUAACUCAAACAAUGGCUCCCUUUUGAAAACUGCUAUACAACUAUAAACAGGACAUUUUAAAAUCAAGGAUUUUCCCUCUGGAAAGCAAGAAAAAGGACUUCCUGAGACUCUGUACCAGUGGAAUCCAGUGAUAUUUCCGGCAAACUCCGGCCAAAUUCACUUCCUAUGAAGGACAAUGAUUGGUUGAUGAACGCAAGGCGUCGGCGACAUCACAGGACAGGAAACCACAGCAAAACGUUACCAGCUUGCCAAAGAUUGUAAUAAAUCCAUUAGAAGAAGACAGCCUGCCGUUUCCUUUAACUUGGACACACGCAUCGACACCUUUGUGUAGAAGAACGUGUUUCUGUAUCUCCAUUACUUCCUGAGUCUGUGCUUCCGAGGAGCGGAGAGGGUGGAGCCUAGGAAAGAAAGAGAGCAAGAGGGCGAGCGAGAGAGGAAACCUUGAAAGAGCGAUGAGUGAAGCUCAGAGUGCCGACACGCAGCAGAGUGGAAGUAGACUUUUAUCUAACCGGAUCGGACUUCCAAUUGGAAACAUGUGGAUCACCUCUAACCCAUCUUUUCAUCUCCACCCCCUCAAGCUCUCCUCCUCCUCCUCAUCCUCUGUGCUCAACAGGUUCUAAUGCACCACCGACGGAUGCAAGGCGAGGAAGAAGAAGCAUGCUGUCCGUGUUCUGGCCCUUGGGCACCGAGCAGGAGGUCCACUCAUGGGAUGUAGUGGAUGCAGAGUCAGGUUCAACUCGGCCAAAGUGCUGUCCUUCCUCACCAUGGUCCUGAUCUUCACCUACUUCUUCUACUGCCUGACCGGGAUCUGCCACUCGGCCCCCAGGACUCUCUACGCCGACGAUGACCUCCGUCUGGAACCUGGUCCGGGGAACCGCACCGCCUUCCCGGACGUGGUGCAACCCCGUAGCCUGCUGGAGGACAACAACAACAACAACAACAACAACAACAACAUUCCCGUCUCCAACACGUUCGGGGCCAAGAGGUUCCCGCAGGCCCUCAUCAUCGGCGUGAAGAAGGGCGGAACCCGGGCCUUGCUAGAGUUCCUCCGAAUCCAUCCGGACGUCAGAGCCGUGGGGGCCGAACCUCAUUUCUUUGACCGGUUCUACGACAGGGGACUGGAGUGGUACAGGAAUUUGAUGCCUCGGACCUUGGACGGUCAGAUAACCAUGGAGAAGACCCCCAGCUACUUUGUCACGAAGGAGGCUCCAGGUCGCGUCUGCACUUUGAACUGCCAAACCAAGCUCAUCGUGGUGGUCAGAGAUCCAGUGACUCGAGCUGUGUCCGACUACACUCAGACACUCUCCAAGAACCCGGGUCUUCCCUCCUUCCAAAACCUGGCCCUCAGGAACACCUCGACUGGGGAACUCAUCGACACUUCGUGGAGCGCCAUCCGCAUCGGCCUCUACGUCAAACAUCUGGAGAACUGGCUCCGGUAUUUCCCCUUGUCGCAGUUUCUUUUUGUCUGCGGCGAGCGCCUGGUGUUCGAUCCCGCCGGGGAGAUGGGUCGCGUUCAGGACUUCCUGGGCCUGAAGAGGGUCAUCUCCGAGAAGCAUUUCUACUUUAACCAGACCAAAGGUUUCCCGUGUUUGAAGAAGCCCGAGGGAAGCAGCAGGCCACGUUGUUUGGGAAAGUCAAAGGGGAGACCUCAUCCUCGGAUUCCUGCUGAGGUCUUGCAGAGACUGAGAGACUUCUACCAACCUCACAACCAGCGAUUCUACCAGAUGAGCGGGCAGGACUUUGGCUGGUAAUAACUAGUGGCGGACUCUUUUGAGUCGAAGCAGACUCUCAGGAAUGUUCUCCUGACACGCGACGCUUUGUUGAACGGCGCAAACAUGCAAGCUUAUGACAUAUUUGUUAGCAUAAAGAAGAACCACAUUGCCUUAAAGUAUAUUUUUUGACUUGAUUUCACUAAAUAAGCUGAUAUUUAUAGUUUUGUUCUGUCGAGUAAAAUGCGAAUGAAAGAUUUCUAUGUAUUUAUUAUCACAGCCAAGGCAAGGAACAAGAUAAAGGGGAAACGAGCCUUACUCUGUAAUUAUGAACCACUAUUUGUUUGUCAACAGUAUUAACAUGACUGGAUUUUAUUUUUCAUUACAGAAGGAAAUGUGUCGUAUGUCAUAGAUUCGAAGCAUAUAAAAGUUGUGUCAUUUCA